Molecule: messenger RNA, 2190 nt
Organism: Entamoeba invadens IP1
Lineage: Eukaryota; Evosea; Mastigamoebida; Endamoebidae
Product: dihydropyrimidine dehydrogenase, putative
Exons: 2
Biological process (GO): thymine catabolic process; 'de novo' pyrimidine nucleobase biosynthetic process; uracil catabolic process
Cellular component (GO): cytoplasm; cytosol
Molecular function (GO): iron-sulfur cluster binding; dihydropyrimidine dehydrogenase (NADP+) activity; NADP binding
Source: RefSeq, a predicted model, not a curated record
CUGCCGCGUCGUACUUUGCUCGAUGCAAUUUCAAGAAGAUUGUCAUCUAUGAAAGAAACUCGACUUUGGGAGAAUCUUGACUUUGAAAUUUCAUUGGUCACUGCAUAUCCAAACGUCGAAGUCAAAGUGAACGCCGACGUGAAGAGUGAAGAUAUCAAUAAUUUGAGGAAACAAUACAACUACGUCUUUGUCUGCUGUGGAAGACAAAGCCCAUACACUUUCGACAAGGCUCCACUGGCUCGCGAGUUCUUGAAUGGAAUGGCUGAUGGCACUUUCGAUGUGAAAGGAAAGACCGUAGCCAUUUUAGGGUCUGGGGAUGUCACCGUAGAUUGUGCGUUAGCUGCACAAGAUCAUGGAGCCAAACAAGUCUUAAUGGUGAUGAGAGAAGACAUCAGAACUGCUACAUGCCACAAGAAACAAAUGAUUGAAGUCAUUGAGAGGAACAUUGAAAUCAUUCCUAAGGUAUUACCACAGAGACUCGAUGCUAAGGGUGUCAUUUGUAAAGACUUGUACGAUCCAAACCAAUCUGAAAGACUUAUUCCAGCUGAUCUUGUUAUCUGCGCCUUUGGCUUUGGACUUGUGAACAACUUUGUCGAAGGAACUGCUGAUGAGAAAGGACUUGUGAGCAAAGGAAAAGAUGGUGAAGCUGAUUUGUACAUUGGAGGAGAUUUCAGAAGAUCAUUCUCCAUUGUAGAAGCCGUUCAUGAUGCUGAGGUAGUUGUUGCUGAAAUUCUUAAAGAGAAUGAUGGUGUCAAGAGAAUACCAAAGUUCCAUACUCCCGUUGAAGAUGUUGAUAUAUCAGUUGUAUGUGAUGGAAUUAAAUAUGAAAAUCCAUUUGGUAUUUCAUCUGCACCAGUCUCUGGGACUUAUGAUCAUUUGAAGAGAUGUUUUGAGGCUGGCUUUGGGUUUGCUUUGACUAAGACAUAUCCAUUGGAGAAAGAUAUUCAGAAGAACAAUCACAUUCGAAUUGUUAAGGUGUAUGAUUCCCAAGAAUCCACAUCAUACAAUAACAUUGUUAUGAUCUCAGAACACUCGCAUCACUAUUGGCUCGAUUCAAUUAAAAAGCUCAAACAAGAGUUCCCAAAUAAAAUCGUCAUUGCUUCUAUUAUGUGUAUGGACAACAAAGAAGACUGGCAGUCACUCGCUAAGAUGACGGAAGAAGCCGGCGCUGAUGCGUUGGAAUUGAACUUCUCGUGCCCGAACGAGUGUCAUGGCAAUGAUGGAAAGGAAGGAGGAUGUACCGGUGGGUUUAAGUCACACAAUGCCAUGGCUAUGGCCAUUGGUGUUUCUCCCUCUGCUAUUGAGAGAUGCACGAGAUAUGUUGUCGACGCAGUUAAGAUCCCAGUGUACCCAAAGUUAACUCCAAAUGUCCAAAACAUCGAAGAGCUUGCUGCCGCUGCUAUGAGAGGAGGUGCUACUGGUGUUUCAACGAUUAAUACAGUCUUUGGAAUCUCAGAGAUCACCAUGUCAGGACAUCCAUGGCCACAAGUGGGUGUUAACCAGAACACCAUUUCUGGAGGACUUUCUGGUGAUAUGGUCAGACCAAUUGCCAUUAGACAAAUUGCACAAGUCCUCAGACACAACGAGAACAUUAGAGGCCACUUGCUUGGUAUUGGUGGAGUGAGAUCUGCACAGACAGCAAUGCAAUUGAUUUACACAGGUGCCUCAGUCAUCCAGAUGUGCUCGUCUAUUCAGAAGUGGUCGUAUGACAUUGUUGAUGAAAUCAUCUCAGGAACGAAGUUCUUGUUGUACUGCUGGUCUCGACCGGAUUUGAGAGGGUACUUGAAUUCACAAGGAGUUGAGAGAUUUAUGCCACAAGGGGAGAAGACUAUGUACUGGAAAUUGGACUGCAAACAAGACAGAAAGGUUCCAACUGUUGCUGAGGUGACUGGUAUUGCUUUGAAACAUAUCGGAGAAAGAAAAAUCCUCGAAGGCCCAGAGAAGUGGAGAGUGUGUGCUCAUAUUGAAGAGAACUGUAUUGGAUGCGGAUCGUGCGCUUUGUCAUGCAGAGACAACUCGACCACAGCUAUUAAGAAGAAUGGACAGAAGUACAUUGUUGACGAAGAAAAGUGUAUUGGGUGCAGUCUUUGUGCAUCAGUAUGUCCAGUCAAUGCAAUUCAAUAUCAAUCGAUCAAGGGUCUCGAUUUGUUAACACCAGAAGAACUCGCAAAGGUGCCCACUGCUUUCUAA